ACGGGAGAGAGAGAGCGAGAGAGAGAGAGAGACAAGAAUACUUUUCCUGUCACCUAACUUCUUGCAAACUGUGCUGGACUGGAGCAUGAGAAAUACAGAUUUAGGGUAGGAACACAUUGUGAAAUAGAAAAGAUAGAGGAAGGAUAUUGGCGAAAAGAGAGAAGAACUUGGAGUUCUCAGUCUACCAACAUGGAUUGUUCCAGUGGAGUUGUGUGUGACUGACGCAGGGACAGGUUUGGCGUCCAAACAACAUAAUUAUGAAAACAGCUGUUCUUGCUAAGGAAACCGGAGCAUUUGCUGGCUGGGGUGAAUGCUGAGCCUAGAACCCCCCCUCACGCCUAAUUUAUCCUCAGGGUCAACAGCACCGUUCACUCCACCUAGACCCCCCUCUCCUCAGGACCACCCCCGAUGACUCCCCCGACUCCCCCUCUAAAUCCUCCUCUCCCCUGUCUCACCCGCAACCCCUGUCUCACCCGCUGACCCCACUCCCUCACCACCAUUCCAUCUAGACUCCUCCACCCCCCUCCCCCCUAAACCCCUCACUCCCUCCUCACCCUCCUCAUCCACACCACCCCUUCUUUCAGCAUCUGAACCGCUCCCUCCUCAAAUUGACUUGGCCAUUGGCUCCACUGACACCACUGAUGUCCCUCAUGCCACUGUCCCAGAGGACUGUACCCCCCCACUCCCCAAACCCCUAGCACCUGAUGUCCUAGAGGCAUCCACUUCACCCCUCCCCACACCAAUAUCACCUCAAGUCUCAGUGCCCUCUACACUCCCUUUUCCUAAUAUCUUGGAUGUCUCUCCUCCUCCUCUCCCCUUAGAUAUGUCCUCUUCAGUCCCAGAGCUCUGUUCUUCAGAGCCAACUGCACCAGCACUUUCCUCUCACCCAGUCCCAAAUCCCUCCUCACUUCCUCUCUCCUCUGCCCGUGUACCUCCUAUAGCAAAACCCCCUCCCUCUACUCCCCCCAUCCAUCCUCUCUCAAAACCCUCCUUAUCUCCUUUCUCCUCUCCCCCUGUUCCUCCCGUCUCAAAGUUCUCCUCACCCCCUCUUCCUAGACCUUCAGCACCUCGAAAACUCUCCAGUCCUUCCCAGCCGAGACCCCCUGUUCCUCACCCUCACUCGAUAGCCAAGCCAUCCUCACCUUCUCUCCCGAGACCCCCUCUUCCAUCUACCAAGCCCUCGUCUCCCCCUCUCCCCACCCCACUAGUCCCUCUUUCAGCUAAGCCCUCCUCAGCCCCAGCCACAGCCCCAGCCACAGCCCCACCACCUAGCAUCAGUAUCCUGGAGAAGCUGAUCAAAACAUGUCCUGUGUGGUUGCAGUUAGCCAUGGCCCAGGAGAAAUCCUCACUUAUACUGAAGAAAGAAACUCCUGGGAUCUUUUUAGUGCGUAAAAGCCCGGACCAGAAGGCCAUGGUUCUGUCAGUACGUGUGUCUAACCAGCAGGAGGAGCUUCAGGUCCAGGACAUUCUGGUUAAAGAAGAGAAGUCAUUGAUCUACCUGGAAGGGUCUGUCCUGGUCUUUGACACCAUCUUCAAACUCAUCUCCUUCUACUGUGUCAGCCGGGAUAUUCUCCCCUUCACUCUGAGGUUGCCUGAGGUCAUCGUCCAGGCAACCAAAUAUGAAGAUAUAGAGAUGAUAUCGACGUUAGGCUCAGAUUUCUGGGUCUCUCAGCUGAACAGUUCCUCUGAGGAGCCAGGACAAAGGGGCACACCAGUAGGCCAGGGCCAGGGUCACAGCUCCUCCUGUGAGAUCCAUCUGUCUGCUGGGACCGGUAACGAGCGGCUGUGGUACGUUAACCCCAUCUUCAUUGAGGAGUAUUGCAGCAGCCUGGAGGCCUCCACUCCCGUCGCUGCUCCCAUCCUCAGGAGCCAGAGCCUGAACACCCCAGGCCAAGGACAGGGGCAAGUACCCCUCAAGUUCAAACGCCCCCCACCCCGACCCCCUAAUGUCCCUGAGGGAUUGUUACUGUCACAGGGGGCCAAGCAUGGGAACAGAGGGACGUCUGAUUCCCCCUCCCCACGCUCACCACCCACACCUCUUAGAGUUACAGCCAAGUUAGGGCAGAAAGGAGAAGGAAACAGCAGCAAAGGCAGUGGGGAGGGAGAGAGAGCUGCUUCUCAACUUUUCUCAGAGAGAGAGGUGUCAGUGACAGCCACUGACUCAGUAGCAGCUACUCAGCCUCUACAGCCUCUGUCACCACACGGAGCAACAGCUAGACAUCAGCACCCAGCACCCCGGCCACCACCACACAGGAUACCACUUGUGCCCCUACGGCGGAUGCCCACAGAGAAGCGUCCCCCACCCCCAGGACAGGAGCCGCCCCAGCCAGAAGGAGGCACCCUGACCCUCACCACACCCUCAAAGAGGAAGGAGAAGGAGGAGGGCAGUGUUGGCACAGUUCCUGUUGCUUCGCUGGUGUGCACCGACGGCACCACCAACAUGGCAGAGGAGAAGGAGGAGUUAAGAGUGGAGCCCUAUGCUGGUGAGACAGAGACACUGCAGAGGCAAGGGACAUCAGAGACUUCAAACAGCAGUGACGCUGUCAGCGUGGCUGCACCAACCCCUCUGACGAAGAGGGCCGCACCGCCAGUCCCGCCUCCCAGAAAGAAUAAGCCCUCCCAGGCCACGCCCACUACAACUCUCUCCCCAGACGUGAUAGGUGGAGGACUUCUUUCAAUCAAUGCAUCAUUAGACACCCCCCAGACCUCCAGCAUCCCCUCGCCAGCCCGGAGGGCCAUUUCCAUCGCUGAGGGGGAGGUGAGGGAGGCCAGGGGGGCAGAUGUGUCCCUGUACGCCCCUGAUGGUGGCGCGGCCCUCCCUGCACUGGACCAUGACUCUUACUCUACCAGCAGCACAGAGGAGGAGGCUGACACGGUGGCCAGUCAGGCUGGAGGGGCCGUUGGGACCAACAAUAUCAAAGUGUCAAUGAAAAGGUCCCCUACCAUCAUGCUGGACCGGGCCAAGCAACGCCUCUCCAUGGUCAACUUCGCCAGUGUGUUCACCAACUUCAUGAGCGCUGACCAUAAGCUGCAGAAGAGGAUCGUGGAACUGUCCCGGGACGGGAGCUCCUACUUCGGGAACCUGGUGAAGGAUUACAGGGUGUAUAUUCUGGAGACCAUGGGGAAGCACAGCUGCAGCACUGAGCUGCUGCAGGAGAUCAGGCAGAUGAUGACCCAGCUGAAGAGUUACCUCAUCCAGAGCACUGAGCUGCAGAACCUACUGGAGCCCAACGUCUACACAGAGGACAAACUAGAGGUGAUUAUGGAAGCUGCUCUGUGUAAGGCUGUGCUGAAGCCUCUGCGGGAGGCUGUCUACUCCGGCCUGAAGGACAUCCACUCCAGGGGGGGCGGUCUGAAGAGACUGAGGGAGAACCAGAGUGUGGUCCUGGGCACCACCACCACAGAUCUGGGGGUCACCACCAGCGUUCCAGAGAUCCCUGUCAUGGAGAAGAUCCAGCUGAAGCUGAUGACCCUCCACCUUGAGUACUCUCCUCAGAAGAAGAUUGAUCUGCUCCUCAAGACCUGCAAGAUCAUCUAUGAGUCCAUGUCUAUAGGCUGCCCAGGAAAAUCCUAUGGUGUAGAUGACUUCCUGCCAGUGCUGAUGUACGUCCUGGCCAGGAGCAACAUGGCCUUCCUGCUACUGGAUGUAGAGUACAUGAUGGAGCUGAUGGACCCUGCACUGCAGCUAGGAGAAGGCUCCUACUACCUGACGACCACGUAUGGAGCCUUGGAGCACAUAAAGAACUAUGACACGCAGGCGGUGACACAGCAGCUCAGUCUGGAGAUCCAGGACUCUAUCCACCGCUGGGAGAAGAGACGCACCCUGAACAAGGCCCGAGUGUCACGCUCAUCUGUACAGGACUUCAUCAAUGUGUCGUUCCUGGAGGCGGGGUCUAACACUAAGACCCUGAGGGUUCUCCCCACCACCACGGCCCAGGACCUGUGUGCCCAGUGUGCUGACAAGUUCGAGGUGCUGGAGCCAGAGUUCUACAGCCUGAGUGUGCUAGUUGAGGGCCACUACCAGCCCCUGGCCCCGGAGGAGUUCCCCCUCACCAUCAAGUCUAGUUUCCACCACAGUGAGCCCCGCAAGGAGUACCACUUUGUCUACCGGCCUGGAAGGACAGAGUCGGAAGGGCAGGAGGCAGAGAGUGAGGAGCCAGCGCCCACAGCGGAGACAGAGCCUGACGAGGAGAAGAGUCUGAUCGAGAUAUGAUAUUAAGGUGUGUGUGAUGCAUGCAUGCAUGGCCUAGACGAAGCUCAAAUGAUUGAGGAGCUGCCCAAGGGAAUGCAAUGGCAUCCUCCUCAACCAGAACAGACAUUUUAAACGAGACAUGGAUUUUUUCUUUAGUGGAGCAAAAUGGACUCCAAGAUGGACAUGAUCGUUCUGCCAAACCAUACAAUCUUCAAUACAAUACAAUCUUCAGGUUUGAGAACAUGUGGAGACUAUGUGAAAGAAGAGAACCUUCACCUCACCUAGGACCUCAGGUCUAAAUUUCACUCAAGUUUACUUUCGCUUCUGUAUGACUUCUACGCUGACUCAUCUUGCUCAGUGAGUCUCUGCAAGGUUGACCAAAGCUGCAACGAUAAAGGGAUAUUGUCCUCCUCUAGUUUGAAAGGGUACAAUGGCAUGGAUAAUUAAAAGAGAAAGGAUCAGGACAAGGAGACUCGGUUUCCAUCCCAAAUGGCACCCUAUUCCCUAUGUAGUGCACUACUUUUGACCAGGGACCACAGGGCACUAUAUAGGGAAUAGGGUCUAAUUUGGGCCGUCUACCAUGUAUCCUGUCUGGUCGGUGUUCAUUUUCAUAUUUAACAGACUUUACGCGUCUUCAACAGUUCAGACAGACAAUGAGCUGUUCAAUGGUUUUGCUAAUUGAAUUUUGCAUGACAAUAUCCUUGCCAAUAUUAUCUGAAUGGGUUUAUAUGCCCAAGAAAGACUGCUACUCUCUGUAUAUCCAUAUUUGCUCUGCUGGAUUGGUAUACUCUUACUGCUGUGCUGUGGAUAGGUUUCAUCAAUGUCCUGAAAGAACCUUUGAUGUCUCAUUCUAGAAGGUAUCUGUUAUAAUACCAUACAUUAAGGUGAAACGCAAUUCCCUUAUUAAGUCUGCCAGGCGCUCAUGGUUUACGUUGGUUAAUGGUGCUAAGCCAUAUUAUACUGUAAUUAAUUAAACUGUCACCGUGACUUUA
Messenger RNA from Salmo salar (Atlantic salmon), 5184 nucleotides. RefSeq names its product ras and Rab interactor 3. Gene Ontology annotation, molecular function: guanyl-nucleotide exchange factor activity; small GTPase binding. Gene Ontology annotation, cellular component: endocytic vesicle; cytosol. The record is from RefSeq and is a predicted model, not a curated record. NCBI's taxonomy places the organism in Eukaryota, Metazoa, Chordata, Actinopteri, Salmoniformes, Salmonidae. Gene Ontology annotation, biological process: vesicle-mediated transport; signal transduction.